Messenger RNA from Piliocolobus tephrosceles (Ugandan red Colobus), 545 nucleotides. Its product is annotated as argininosuccinate synthase-like. Lineage: Eukaryota; Metazoa; Chordata; Mammalia; Primates; Cercopithecidae. Gene Ontology annotation, molecular function: argininosuccinate synthase activity; ATP binding. The annotation marks the transcript as partial. Gene Ontology annotation, cellular component: cytoplasm. The transcript has 3 exons. The record is from RefSeq and is a predicted model, not a curated record. Gene Ontology annotation, biological process: urea cycle; L-arginine biosynthetic process.
AGGUGAAGGCACUGCUCUCACCUCACCAGGCCCUGCAUCGCCCGAAAACAAGUGGAAAUUGCCCAGCAGGAGGGGGUCAAAUAAAGGUUAUUGCUCCCUGGAGGAUGCCCAAGUUCUACAACUGGUUCGAGGUCCGCAAUGACCUGAUGGAAUACGCAAAGCAACACGGGAUUCCCAUCCCAGUCACUCCCAAGAACCCAUGGAGCACGGACAAGAACCUCAUGCACAUCAGCAAUGAGACUGGAAUCUUGGAGAACCCCAAGAACCAAGCGCCUCCAGGUCUCUACAUGAAGACCCAGGACCCAGCCAAAGGCCCCAGAACCUCUGACAUUCUCGAGAUCGAGUUCAACUCCUUGGAGCUCUUCAUGUACAUGAGUGAAGACGUGGGCAAGCACGGCGUGGGCCGUAUUGACAUCAUGGAGAAUCACUUCACUGGAAUGAAGUCCCCAGGUAUCUACGAGGCCCCAGCAGGCACCAUCCUUUACCACGCUCAUUUAGACAUCGGGGCCUUCACCAUGGACUGGGAAGUAUGCAAAAUCAAAUAA